Aspergillus terreus NIH2624 is the source of this 1065-nucleotide messenger RNA. RefSeq lists its product as uncharacterized. Lineage: Eukaryota; Fungi; Ascomycota; Eurotiomycetes; Eurotiales; Aspergillaceae. The record is from RefSeq and is a predicted model, not a curated record. The transcript is spliced from 2 exons. Bases 1 to 1065 code for a protein of 354 amino acids.
AUGUCCUUCCCAUUCACCCCCGACAGCGACUUCCUCGACACCCCCCGCCCCCAAAACUCCCAGCUGGCCAUCUCCGCCCUGGCCCGCUUCGAGUUCGAAGCCGGCAAAGCCAACGAUGGCACCAAAAUCCUCAUGAUCGAAUGGCACGACGACGACCUCCCCAUCCAGCCGUCCACCGCCGGCCCCGGCUCCUGGCACGUCUCCUGGGAGGGCAAACAGGCCGUUCUACCGGCCGACGAACGCACCAGCGACAACACCCGACGCGUCUACUUUCUCCUCCCGCCGCACGCCACCAUCCCGCCUGUCGUCACCCUCUCCUACGCCGCCCAUCCUACAGACACCCCCAAGACAACGAAACCGACCUCGACGACGACAGACAACGCCAUCCAGCUCAACCCCCUCCCCGCCAUCUUCCCCCCGGAGCUGGGGGCGACCGGCCGCGCCGCCGGGAAGAAGGGCGUGCUGCACACCAUCUGGGCCAAGAAGCGGCUGCAGAGCCUGGAGCAGGAGAUCCGCGAGGAGUGUCGGCAUAACGUCGAGGGCAUCGCCCUGCACAUGGCUCUGCAGGAGAAGGAGUGGAUCGAGACGAAUUUCGGCCUCGACAAUAACAGCAACUCCAACAAUGCGGCCCCGGUGCACGACCCGAGCUACCCCAUGGGCCCGGCCACGCCCGUCUCGCCCACCAGCGGCGGGAAGCUCGGCGAGAAGCUGAAGGGGUUGAAGUUGCAGACGGGGUUGUCGACUGAAGGGCAAUCGCAUUUCCUCUCCCCUCAGUCCCCCGACAUGGCCGUCUCCUCGUUCACCUCGUUCCACCGGGUCGUCGCGCCCCCCGCCGCGCAGAAUGACACUCCCGACCAGGUGCGCACCGUCGCGCACUAUCCCCCGCAGGCGCUGCAGGCGCAGCAGGAGACGGCGCAGGCGGGCAGCGGGUUCGCGUCGAUGAGCGGCAUGGCGCGCACGUCGAGCGCCGACUCGGGCGAGGAGCUAUUCGCCAAGGCGUUGAGUCCGCGGUCGCCGGAUCUGCCGCGGAGUCCGUUCUCGUUUGCGCCGGAGGCGUUGAAGUAG